GCUGUCGCUGUCUUCCGGUGCCCAUUGCUGUCAAAAUGGCUCGUCUACUGUCAUUUCAUAUCGCAGUGAUUUCUGCUGUUUUAUUCUUUUUAUGCACGAAUUUCGUCUGCUGCAACAACGGCAGAAGGGUUGGAGAUUCAUUAGAGUCUGAAUUCGGCGGUUUCUCUGUGCCUCUUGAACAUUCCUUUGAAGUUGAUGAUAUAGCUAAAUUUCGGACACGUGGAGCACUGAUAUUAAAAGCUGGACGGGAGCCGGGCGUCUCACUAAGUCAGAACCAGCUAUCAGAGGAGGACAGAGCCAAACUGAAGGAAGUGGCAGCCGUGGACGGUCUGUACAGAAUCCGAGUGCCUCGUGUUUUCCUGCAGUCGGACAGACAGACAGAGCGGCAGAUGGAAGGUCACCUCACAGCGUUUGUCAGAGCUUGUGCCAUGGUUGAGUCCCAUCUGAGCGACGUGAUCAGCCUCCACACCGACGUCUCCGGGUACCUCAUCGGCGUCUCCAUAGUGACGCUACCCGGAGCCUGCAGGGGCACAGAGGUGGAGGAUGAAGUCGAUCUGGAGGUUUUCAACACCACACUCAGCUUCGUGGCUCCCGUCAACGCACCUGGACCUGAGACGGCUUUUUUCCUCGAGCGAUUGGAACAAGAAACAGAGAAGAAAGGGAAGAAUCCACAAGAGCAGAAGUCUUUCUUUGCUAAAUACUGGUAUUUGAUUCUGGGAGGUGCAAUCUUCCUCAUGGUCUCCAAUUCGGCACAGCCCCAGCAGGGGGAGGCAGAGAGCAGAGCUGAUUCCCACUCAAUGGAUGUACAUCGUGCCUCUCGUUCUCUUCCUGAUGAUGUCCGGCGCUCAGGACCAAUCAGGAGAGGAGCCGGGGGCGGAGCAUCUAACGGAGGUGGCCGAUGAUCAACACGCUAACACACCUGUCUUUCUUUUCUUCUGUCUUUUUUUUUUUUUGUGGACAUUUACUGAACAAUAACUCUCCUGGAACAGUUUUUAAUUGCUGUACAUAACGCUAUUUAAGGAAAAUGAACAUCCGUCUCUCACACAACUGAAACCUGUGUAGUGUAGAGAAGAUAAUGUGCCCUGCUGAUGACUGCGUUUUAAUAUUAAUGUGAAAAUAAAGUAUUUAUUACUUGAA
Molecule: messenger RNA, 1137 nt
Organism: Scomber scombrus (Atlantic mackerel)
Lineage: Eukaryota; Metazoa; Chordata; Actinopteri; Scombriformes; Scombridae
Gene: emc10
Product: ER membrane protein complex subunit 10
Cellular component (GO): EMC complex
Source: RefSeq, a predicted model, not a curated record